Ctenocephalides felis (cat flea) is the source of this 1091-nucleotide messenger RNA. Its product is annotated as arp2/3 complex-activating protein rickA-like. The record is from RefSeq and is a predicted model, not a curated record. The coding region runs from base 1 to 951 and encodes 316 amino acids. NCBI's taxonomy places the organism in Eukaryota, Metazoa, Arthropoda, Insecta, Siphonaptera, Pulicidae. The transcript is spliced from 7 exons.
AUGCCGAAUCAGUCUACAUUGUUUGCUAAUAAAUCUAAUUUACAUAUGGUAGCGCAAGCUUACAAAGCUUGUCGAAUCAAAAACUACUAUAAAUCACGGAAACCAAAUCUUGCACCUAAACCUCCAUCUUUAAACACGACUGGUAAACCUAGUGUUAUGAGGGCACACAGCAUGAAGUCUCCCAGAACUCCGCCAGUGACGCCUCCGGGAUUGACACCUUUUGGAACCCUGCGUGGUUUGCCCGCAGGAUUUCAUCAGUCUCAGGACUCAAUCAAAAUGAAACCAGCGCCACCAAUUCCGCAAUCAGGCCGUCCAAGCGUACCUCCACCAAUAAGGCCCCCAGCAAAUCGGCCGCCGCCACCACCAAAUCGUUCGACAAGUAGUAACGUCGCAAAUAACGGCAAUAACAAUAACAAUCAACAACAGCAGAUUAAGCCCGCUCUACCGAGCAAACAGUCAGUUGCGGUUCAACAAAAUGUGCAAAAUUCGAGCCCUGGCAAGCCAAUGAUCAAUUUAACCUCGGGAGUAAAUAAUACGCCAAUGGGCGUUCCACCGCCACCACCUCCGCAUCGCACGCAACCUGCGCCCCAACCUCCAGCAGCUGCAGUAGCUUCGAGAACCAUUACUACGAACAAUGCUGCUCCAGUACCACCAGUUCGCAAUAGUUCAAUGAGAAACUGCAAUGGUAGUAACGGAAAUAUGUCUGCUGUUAUAUUGGAUCUAGAAACUCGUUUUUCAGACAUGUUCCAUACUGUAAAAGAUUUUCCUUUGCCCAUUCAGUUUUGUGAACUUCGCAAGACAUAUAAUAGUAAGAACCAUAUUAAACAACAAAUAAAUUCAGUGUGCAAACAACAGUCAUUCUCCAAAGCUCAAGCACCAUUACCACCGAUGCAAACUCCCACGAUUCAACUGGGCAGAAAAUUGUAUACAGAUGAUAGUACUGAUUGCUGAUCACUUUAUCUUCAUGAAAUUUGAUGAAACAUUUGAAGAAAUUUGAGGUUGUGUAAGUUUCUUAACAAUAUUCAUACUAAUUUGAAUAUAAUGUUUCUCUGAAAUAAAUAUCCAUGUUGCUUUUAUUAGGUAGAAAGAAG